This is a messenger RNA of Carassius gibelio (silver crucian carp), 2162 nucleotides long. RefSeq names its product riboflavin kinase. Lineage: Eukaryota; Metazoa; Chordata; Actinopteri; Cypriniformes; Cyprinidae. Gene Ontology annotation, cellular component: mitochondrion. Gene Ontology annotation, biological process: FMN biosynthetic process; riboflavin biosynthetic process. The record is from RefSeq and is a predicted model, not a curated record. The transcript is spliced from 4 exons. Gene Ontology annotation, molecular function: riboflavin kinase activity. The coding region runs from base 249 to 734 and encodes 161 amino acids.
UUGGGAAAAUCCAGAGCCGUUGCUGUGUGAUGAUGAUGAGUUCGACACACAGUUGACCCGCCGGUCACGGUACAGAACGGUUAUAUCACCUCUUCGUUUCAAUCCAAGAGUCACGACAGCUGGGAUCGAAACCUAAAGGCUCCUCGCUAUAAAGCUGCCAUUUCCUGUUUAAACGGGCUCAUUAGAUACGAGAGAAGUGUCUAGAAUCAGCAGGUCACUGUCCGGGAAACACCGGGAGACGCGUCGACAUGAGGAGUUUACCGUAUUUCUGCCGGGGACAGGUGGUCCGCGGAUUCGGCCGUGGAAGCAAAGACCUGGGCAUCCCAACAGCAAACUUCCCAGAGUCGGUUGUGGACAAUCUCCCCGCUGACAUUAGCACAGGAAUCUACUACGGAUGGGCACGCGUGGAUAAUGGAGAUAUUCACAAGAUGGUGAUGAGCAUCGGCUGGAACCCUUACUACAAAAACACAAAGAAGUCCAUAGAAACACAUGUGAUCCACACUUUUAAGGAAGAUUUCUAUGGUCAGAUAUUGAGUGUGGCCAUGGUUGGCUACAUUCGCCCUGAGAGAGGAUUCAAAUCACUUGACGAGCUGAUAGCAGCGAUUCAUAGUGACAUUGAGGAGGCCGAGAUGAAGCUGGACCUGCCUGAGCACUUGAAACUGAAAGAGCAUAAUUUCUUCAAGACGUCAGUAUCGACAACAGCCAAUCAGAUCUUGAACGGUCAUCGACUGUAACGGUCUCUUUCACCAUCACCUAUUUAAAGCCUGUUUAUUACAUAUGCAGUUUGUUGUUUUCUUUGUUAAAAUGAUUUCUGUCCCCAUGUGGUGCUUUGGUCAGGUGCAGGCACAAUAUGUAUUUGUUCAUACGGUAUCACCGCGUAGCCCUGUUGUUUCGAUAUUUAUCGCAAAAAGGAGGAUUCAGGUUACUUGCUGGUGAAUGAUCACUGCGAUCAAAGAGCCCUUCCCAGAAUCCAUGAUUGCGUCAGGGAGUGUCAAAAAUAGAAAUAAAAUCUUUAGAUGAAGAGUUCUUCCUCAACCUUCACUUUAAUUUCAUUUUUGUUUAAACAAGUCAAAAUUGGCGUUCCUCCUCUUUGAGAUAAAAUGAAUGCUUUUUAUGGUUCUCAGAGAACCGUGCCCAGAGGUGGAAGUCCAAGGCUGAGAUAAAGAGAGUUAAAGUAAAGCCCAGGUUGUUUGUAAUAUGAGUGCAAAACUGGGCAGGCGGAGAACAAACAGUGACUGAAGAUAAAAUGUAUUAAUUUACAUGGUCUUUUAAAUAUUUAAAUUUGUACAGAAGCUCUGCAUAGCAAACACUUGCUAAUGUGUACAUAUGUAUUACUAAACCUUAAUCUAAUAUAACAUUUUCUUUUACUCUGAUAUAUUUAGAGUCAGGUUUUACAUUUGUAAAGACACUCAAGAGUCCGGUUAGAUCAUGUAGGUUUACUUUGUCCUCGUUGUGUUCUUGUUGAACUGAUGCUAGAAACACGUGCUGCUGGUCUAGCGUUAAACUGCAGCAAUCUUCUGUACAGGGGCGGUCGCGACGUUAUUAGCGAAAUUUCAUGGGCAAAAGAAAUCAUAAAUAAUAAAUUAAUUGUUAGUAGUGUAGGGAUGUAUGUUUACACAGAAAUCAGUUUUAAACCAAAUUUUCGCCACUUUCUGGUCUGAGUGGCUAAUCUGUGUGUGGGAAAUGGUUUGCCCUCAAGUGAAAUUCCCCAUCACGUGGACUUGGAUUUCGCCCGCGAAAAUUCGCUUUAGAACGAUAAAUGUGAUCGCACCACUGAUCGAUCUAUCUAUCUAUCUAUCUAUAUAUAUAUAUAUACACACACGUUCUCUAUUAUAUAUCAGUGGAUCGCACCUUAAUUUAGGAAUAGUAAAAUUAAUAGUACUAUUACUAUUAAUAGUAAUUAAUAGUAAAACUUUACUCUUUAAAAGCUGUUUGUUAAUGCUAUCUUCACAACCUAUAUUCAUCAGACUGGGCCUUUAAUUGUUGAACUGGUGCUUUUGUAGAUGUUUGGUACUGUGUGCGUAUGUUUUCGGUUUCUUUUUUCUUUUUCUUGUUGUAGGUCAGGGCAGUGCCUUAAGUAUGUGAAAUAUACAGUGCACAACCAAGCAUUCCUUCAAUGUUGACACCUGCUUGUAAGCAUUAAACAAAAAUGCCUUAUGUUU